This is a messenger RNA of Spirodela intermedia, 1446 nucleotides long. The record is from the annotation of a GenBank genome assembly. NCBI's taxonomy places the organism in Eukaryota, Viridiplantae, Streptophyta, Magnoliopsida, Alismatales, Araceae.
AUGAACACAGCGGAGAGGGCUGGGGGAGGAAGCCUCCUCGUCCUCACGAUGGCCCUGUUUCUGCAAGCCUGCGGCGGCGCCGCCAUCGCCGCCGGCAAUCUCCACCCCCUGGUUCUCAUCCCCGGCGACGGCGGAAACCAGCUGGAGGCCCGUAUUACCAAGGACUACAAACCCUCCAGCCUCGUCUGCAAGUGGUGGACCCGCCAGCCGGCGGCUGAAGGCGGCGGCGGGUGGUACCGUCUCUGGUUCGACCCCCUCAUCAUUCUCAGCCCCUUCACCCGCUGCUUCGCCGAGCGGAUAGCCCUCCGCUACCACCCAGAGCUCGACGACUACCGCAACGCCCCCGGCGUAGAGACCCGGGUCCCCGGUUUCGGCUCCACCGAAGCCCUCCGCUAUCUCGACCCCAGUCUCAGGUAUAAUUAUUUUCUAUAAUCUCAUAAAGACUGAUCUGAUUAAUUUCAGAGGCGGGGAAAUUGGGUUUUAAUUUUUAACCUAAAAGAUUUGACUUUUUUUGUUCUUUCUUUCAGGCAUUUGACCGACUACAUGGGAACCCUUGUGAAGUCCCUAGAGGAGGAGAUAGGCUACGAAGAAGGCAAGAGCCUCUUUGGGGCCCCCUACGACUUCCGCUACGGGCUGGCCGCCGAGGGCCGCCCCUGCAAGGUGGGCGAGGGCUACCUCCGCGACCUGAAAGAGCUCAUCGAGAACGCCACAGUCGCCAACACCGGCAGGCCCGCCGUUCUCGUUGCCCACAGUCUGGGAACCCUCUUCAUGCUCCAGCUCCUCGCUCGGAACUCCCCCGAGUGGCGCCGCCAGUACAUCAAGCACCUGGUGGCUGUCGCGCCGCCGUGGGGCGGCGCCGUCGUCCAGAUGCUCACCUUCGCCUCCGGAUCCACUCUGGGCAUCCCCAUCGUCGACCCCUUGCUGGUGCGCGCCGAGCAGAGGACCUCCGAGAGCAACAUGUGGCUCCUCCCCGCGCCGAGGGUCUUCAAGAACCAGCCGCUGGUGGUGACCCCCGAGAGGAACUACUCCGCCAUGGACAUGGCGGAGUUCCUCCAGGACAUUGGCUACGGCGAAGGCGUCCUCCCCUACCAGACCCGGAUCCUGCCGCUGGUGGGGGAGCUGCCGGCGAUGGAGGUUCCGGUGACCUGCGUACUGGGCACGGGGGUGAAGACGCCGGAGACGCUGGUGUACGGCGAAGGAGGGUUCGAUGCUCAACCGGAGGUGGUGUAUGGGGACGGCGAUGGGACGGUGAACUUGGCGAGCUUGGUGGCGCUCGAAGCAGAGUGGUCGGGGAAGACGAGCCAGCCAGUGAAACUCCUCACAGUGCCCGGCGCCUCCCACAGCGACGUGCUCAAGGACCGCGCCGCCGUCGGCGAGAUCAUCCGCGAGAUCGCGGCCAUCAACUCUCUCUCUCUAAAUGGGUCGGCCAAAAGAUCAAAUAUUUGA